Molecule: messenger RNA, 6271 nt
Organism: Rhinopithecus roxellana (golden snub-nosed monkey)
Lineage: Eukaryota; Metazoa; Chordata; Mammalia; Primates; Cercopithecidae
Gene: GPAT4
Product: glycerol-3-phosphate acyltransferase 4
Exons: 13
Coding region: 997-2367 (456 amino acids)
Biological process (GO): triglyceride biosynthetic process
Cellular component (GO): endoplasmic reticulum
Molecular function (GO): glycerol-3-phosphate O-acyltransferase activity
Source: RefSeq, a predicted model, not a curated record
GGGAGCGUGCGGGGCGGUGGGCGCAAGGUCACGUUGGGUGGCGUAGACAAAGGCGGGCGCGCGCACGUCCUGACGCAGCCUGGGCCCGCGGCGUUGGCAAGGGCGGGAGGGAGCGGUCGCCGCGGGAUUUGGAGCUGUUGAGCUUCGCGGUCGCUUUGGCAGCAUGUAAGCAGCUAUUUGCCAAGAACCCAGGUCACCGCUAAGAAAGGGAGCCUUAGGGAGAAGAGUGUCCAGAGGAAACCAAUGCCAGAUGCGUCUGGAGUUACACUCAGCACUUGCAUUAUGAGACAUUGUGUGCCAGCAUCUCUUUCCUGCUGGCAAAGACUGUAGCUCUCCAGGUAGGAGGGUCCUGGAAGCUGUGAGCGCCAGGAGCCUCACCAGAGGAGGAUGGGGCCAGAUAAUGAACUCUCUACAAUGAACAUGGUUUUCAACUUAUGAAGGAAUUUUAAGUAAAACAAUUAUUUAAUUUCCACAUAUUCAAGUUCAAAAGCCUUCUGUGUAAAGUGCCAGUGAUUACCCCUCCACAGAAGUUAUCAGGAUUUUUCUGGCACCAAGUUGAACUCUUCUUGGUACUACUGGCAGUGACAGGGACAGAUUGAUCUGUUGAAUGCUCUUGGGCAGGAAAACCAUGUAAAACCUCUGGAAGCAGCAGCAGGACAGCAGAGCAGAGCCCCUGCCCUCACUGCUCACUUGCACAGAAAUUCCAUCUGGACUCGGAUGCUUUUACUGAAGACCUAUCGAGCUUCAUUCAUCUUUAGAGUCCAUCCGUUCUGUGGAGACCUGGCGUUUGCAGCUGCCUCCUGUGGCCGUGUUUUCCUGUCCUUCUCUUCCCAGGCCUUCUAUUCAGGUGGUUGAGGGGUGUGGACUUCGGAAUGGGGUUUGCUGUUCUUCGGGAACUUGCUUCCUUUCCCUGGCUGGUGCUGUCGGGAAGGACCAUCUGAAGGCUACAGUUUGUUCUUGGGGAGGCAGGUGCUGGCCUGGCCUGGAUCUUCCACCAUGUUCCUGUUGCUGCCUUUUGAUAGCCUGAUUGUCAACCUUCUGGGCAUCUCCCUGACUGUCCUCUUCACCCUCCUCCUCGUUUUCAUCAUAGUGCCAGCCAUUUUUGGAGUCUCCUUUGGUAUCCGCAAACUCUACAUGAAAACUCUGUUAAAAAUAUUUGCGUGGGCUACCUUGAGAAUGGAGCGAGGAGCCAAGGAGAAGAACCACCAGCUUUAUAAGCCCUACACCAACGGAAUCAUUGCAAAGGAUCCCACUUCACUAGAAGAAGAGAUCAAAGAGAUUCGUCGAAGUGGCAGUAGUAAGGCUCUGGACAACACUCCAGAGUUCGAGCUCUCUGACAUUUUCUACUUUUGCCGGAAAGGAAUGGAGACCAUUAUGGACGAUGAGGUGACAAAGAGAUUCUCAGCAGAAGAACUGGAAUCCUGGAACCUGCUGAGCAGAACCAAUUAUAACUUCCAGUACAUCAGCCUUCGGCUCACGGUCCUGUGGGGGUUAGGAGUGCUGAUUCGGUACUGCUUCCUGCUGCCGCUCAGGAUAGCGCUGGCUUUCACAGGAAUUAGCCUUCUGGUGGUGGGCACAACUGUGGUGGGAUACUUGCCAAAUGGGAGGUUUAAGGAGUUCAUGAGUAAACAUGUUCACUUAAUGUGUUACCGGAUCUGCGUGCGAGCGCUGACAGCCAUCAUCACCUACCACGACAGGGAAAACAGACCAAGAAAUGGUGGCAUCUGUGUGGCCAAUCAUACCUCACCGAUUGAUGUGAUCAUCUUGGCCAGCGAUGGCUAUUAUGCCAUGGUGGGUCAAGUGCACGGGGGACUCAUGGGUGUGAUUCAGAGAGCCAUGGUGAAGGCCUGCCCACACGUCUGGUUUGAGCGCUCGGAGGUGAAGGAUCGCCACCUGGUGGCUAAGAGACUGACUGAACAUGUGCAAGAUAAAAGCAAGCUGCCUAUCCUCAUCUUCCCAGAAGGAACCUGCAUCAAUAAUACAUCGGUGAUGAUGUUCAAAAAGGGAAGUUUUGAAAUUGGAGCCACAGUUUACCCUGUUGCUAUCAAGUAUGACCCUCAAUUCGGUGAUGCCUUCUGGAACAGCAGCAAAUACGGGAUGGUGACGUACCUGCUGCGAAUGAUGACCAGCUGGGCCAUUGUCUGCAGCGUGUGGUACCUGCCUCCCAUGACUAGAGAGGCAGAUGAAGAUGCCGUCCAGUUUGCGAAUAGGGUGAAAUCUGCCAUUGCCAGGCAGGGAGGACUGGUGGACCUGCUGUGGGAUGGGGGCCUGAAGAGGGAGAAGGUGAAGGACACGUUCAAGGAGGAGCAGCAGAAGCUGUACAGCAAGAUGAUCGUGGGGAACCACGAGGACAGGAGCCGCUCCUGAGCCUGCCUCCAGCUGGCUGGGGCCACCGUGCGGAGUGCCGACGGGCUCGGAGCUGGAGUUGCCGCCGCCCCCACUGCUGUGUCCUUUCGAGACUCCAGGGCUCCUCGGGCUGCUCUGCAUCCCAGGACUCCGGCUUUCGCCGAGCCGCAGCGGGAUCCCUGUGCACCCGGCACAGCCUGCCCUUGGUGGUCUGAACGGAUGCUGCUGGGUGUCACAACCCAGGACGAGAUGCCUUGUUUCUUUUACAAUAAGUCGUUGGAGGAAUGCCAUUAAAGUGAACUCCCCACCUGUGCACGCUGUGCGGGCUGAGCGGUUGGGGAGAUGUGGCCACGUUCUUGUGCUAGGGAUGGCAGGACAAGAGUCUGUUAUGCAAGCCCGUGUGCCAGGGAUGUGCUGGGGGUGGCCACCCACUCUCCAGGAAAGGCACAGCUGAGGCACUGUGGCUGGCUUCGGCCUCAACAUUGCCCCCAGCCUUGGAGCUCUGCAGACAUGAUAGGAAGGAAACUGUCAUCUGCAGGGGCUUUCAGCAAAAUGAAGGGUUAGAUUUUUAUGCUGCUGCUGAUGGGGUCACCAAAGGAAGGGGAAGAGGCCAGGUGGACCGCUGACUGGGCCGUGGGGAGAACAUGUGUUCAUACUCCAGGCUAACCCUGAACUCCCCAUGUGAUGCGCGCUCUGUUGAAUGUGUGUCUCAGUUUCCCCAUCUGUAACCUGAGUCGGGAGGAAGGGUGGUGAUUCCUACCUCACAGGGCUGUUGUGGGGAUUAGAGUGCUGCGGGUGAGUGAAGGACACGUCACGUUCAGUGUUUCAAGUACAGGCCCACAAAACGGGGCAAGGCAGGCCUGAGCUCAGAGCUGCGGCACUGGGCUUUGGAUUUGUUCUUGUGAGUAAAUAAAAGUGGCUGGUGAAUGAACUGGGGGACUUCUCCCUUUACUUUCUCCCCUGGCUGUGGCCCUGAGUAGCGGGCUUCUCGUGAGAAUUCCCGUUCUCUUCUGGGAGCAUGGCCCUGGGGCUGCGGAGAAGCUACCUGACUGCUGGAGCGAGGAACCCUGCAGCUGAGAAGGUGAACGGGCUCGUCUCAGAUGCUUGCAGAUCUUUGGUUAAUUUAGAAUUUCCAGCACAGACGUGAAUUUCUCCAGAGAUUGGGGAUACACGGGGUGCUGAUGUGAGGCCUAGGGGAAGCAAUGAGUAAACUCCAGGGCGGGGGAGGAGCGGGGCCCAGGGAGGGCUGCAGAGGGGCAGGGUGGGCAGGGCAUGUGCUGCAUGGUGGCGUCCACACAGCCAGAGCAGGCACCACAGGGAAAAGACUUGGCCACUGGUGCCUGCUGUACAGUCAACAGUGGAGGCAGAGCCAAGGCCAAAUAGCCCCUCUGGGUUCUGGGGUUUCACCAAUUUCAUGCCCCUCCGCCCCCCAUUCAUGUGCCACUAGCCCUCACUUAGGGCCCACGCUCCCUUGUGGCACAGUCAUGACGCCUCAGGAUUUUGUGCCAGUGGUGCCGUGUCGUGUCCCUAAGGUCGCCCUGUGUCCUGUGGUUCAGGGAGGGGUGGGAGUGAAGCCGUGUUCGUGGGGCUGCAGACGGAUCCACUUUGUCAUGUGGGGACCUGCUGGGUUGGCCCUGCAGUCUCCCUUUCUCUGCGCCUACCUGUGACCUCCCCGGGAAAGCCUCCCAUUUCCUCACCUGCCCUGUUGCCAGCCCAGGGGAAGUCCUCUUUUUGCUCUGAAAUGAAGACUGAAAAAAUAAAGUCAGUGUUAUGACUAAUAACAGUCUCUUAGGAACUGUUUUACAAAAUACUUAAGAAUGAAAAGUGAUUUUCAGCUUUUAUAGGUGAUGUUUACAGUGUUUGUAAACUAACUGGAGGGAUCAGAGAUCAGGUUCUCUUUUAAAAAGUUCAUCUGAAACUUUAUGAUUUGUUACUUUCGUGAUUUGCAUAGGUAUUUAUGUAUACACACACAGGUUUUGCUUUUGUUUGUCUCACAUUCAGCACAGCUGUCUGCAGCCCCUGCCGGCAGGUAUGGCCACACCUGGUGUGAAGUCACGUGGAGUCAGUGCUGUGGAGGGAAGUCCUGUGCGGGCCAGGCAGUGAGGAGAGGACUGACUGUCACGCCUGCAGAAACAAAACCUCCCCUUUCUGUGUAUGCCUUCUAUCAUCAUCCAGGCGACUGCUCCAUCCUUUUAAAUUAGGGGUCCUGCAGGCCCCAAGUGACCCAUAGUGUAUCUGGUUUGGGAUGACUGAGUUGGUCUUAUGGGACAAAACCUCAAGACACUUAAAAACAUGCAAAGUACAAAAUAAUGUGUUCCCUCCUGUUACCCCAGUGAGGGUGGGGCUGAGCCGGGAAUGACACCCGGUGGUGUAAUGAGUGCAACAAGUGCUGGCUAGCUGCUAACCCCCCUCCAAGCCUGCUGCAUCUUCACUUCUCUGCGUCUGUCUUCUGAGUCAUAACUAGGGACUUGGCUAGAUGACCUCAGAGACCCCCUCCAUAUCUGAAUUUUCUAUUUUGAAGCCCAUAGUUCAAACUUUGGUUUUGAUCUCUGAAGUCUUCUGGGUUUGGAAAUACGGGAAGUCAGCUUUGAAUCCAUUGCUUCUCUAAAACAUCGGGGCUAGAGGAACUAACCCACUUGAGGGUGACCUCAAGGGCUUUAGGCGGCCGUGGGGCUGGUGCCACACUGCUCUCAGGCAGGGCAGUGUCCAUUGUGGAUCUCGGACAGCCUUUUUUACUCAAACAUGAGACCUUGCACCCACCAGUUAGAAAGGGAACUUUUUUUUUCUUUUUUUAACACAGAGUUUCACUCUUGUUGCCCAUGCUGGAGUGCAAUGGCACAAUCUCAGUUCACUGCAACCUCCAUCUCCCGGGUUCAAGUGAUUCUUCUGCCUCAGCCUCCAAGUAGCUGAGAUUACGGGCAUGUACCACCACACCCAGCUAAUUUGUUGUAUUUAGUAGACUGGAUUUCACCAUGUUGGUCAGGCUGGUCUCAAACUCCUGAUCUCAGGUGAUUCUCCUCAGUCUCCCAAAGUUCUGGGAUUACGGGCGUGAGCCACCGCACCCAGCCAAGAGGGAAUUUUGUGAUAAAGCUAGCGGGAUUCCCUUGACAGCAGAACCAGCUUUGGGACUUCAUGCUUCACUGUGUCAGAAUCCAGUCCCUGCUGCUGCCUUUCAGAGAUAGAAGAGGCUUGAUGUGUGAGGGGUCGGGGGAGUGCUCCAGAUCCCUGAAUGUCCAUCCCACACCAGUGACAGGCACUUUUGGGCGCCAUCGUGUGACCUUCAUGGCAGAACAAACAGUGGGCACUAACCCUGUUGUCCUGUGGAAAUCUGAGUCUCUGAAUCCUGCCGUUUCCUUCCUGGAAUUGGCCAGGAAUUUGAUUGUCUGGGCUAGUGCUUGCUGCUGUCCCCUGAUGCAUAAAGGAUCCCCCCGUGUCAUAGGUCCCACCCGCCUGCUGUGCAUCCCGGGUGGCCAGACUCAGCUUCUGCAGGUGCACUUGUCCUGGGUGGCCCGGCCCGUGGGCUGGAAGGGCAGCGCGCUGCCUCGCAGACAGGUUAAGAGACGGGCACGCGGCCAUCCGUCUUCUACAGCACGCACACCCCGCUCUCCCCCCAGUCAAUAUGUCUCUCUCCGAUGGGAAAGUUAAUAAAUUUUGCUCUAGAUUAAAAGUAUUGAUCAUUUCAUUUGUAAACGAUAAAUAAAAAGGGGGAACUUUUCAUUGCGCCAGGGGUGGCGCCUGGCGUGUGUUGUGGGGGUGAUUGCGCUGGCUGCCGGGGGGUGGGCUUCUCAUAUGCAUUCUGGCCGGCCAGCUGCAUUGAUUUCCUAUUAGUCUCCCAGCACCACCCAGUAACACAUCAUUUCAGUACCUGCUAUUAAUGGUCUUUUGAUAAAUAAUCACUUGUAAGUCAAUAAAUUUUUAUUAAACA